CUUGUAGAAAAGAUUAUGCUCAGAAGUUUCUACCAUGAGGACCACGGCGUCAACAGUGUGCAUUUGUCUUCUUGGAAUAGUGAUAUUUUGUAUUUGGAAUGUCAUUGGUCUUUCAUGUGAGAGUCGGUGUGGCGAGUCACAUGGAGAAUGCUCCUGCCACGCUACAUGCGAGUCUCUCCAGGACUGCUGUGUGGACUAUGGACAGUUCUGUCUCCAAAUUGCCCCCUAUUCAGCAUCCAUGUUGGGGGGGAGCACAUUCAUGCUCCUCAAUGUCACCUUCGAUCCAGGCCAGCAACUCCAAUGCAGGUUCAGAGGUGAGGUUGUGACCGAGGGGUUCGUUGAUCCAGAGGGCAGAGGUCACUGUAUCUCACCCCUGCUGUACGAGACCGGCUGGGUUCCCUUCGACGUCUCCACCCAUGGAGGCCCUUUCCAUAGGUCCGGUGAGUAUUUCUCAGUCCAUCCAAGUAAACUCGAACCAGCUUCCAGGCUGAUCCUGGUGAAUGCCACCCAGUGGCAGCAUUAUGGUACUGCAGGCACGGCCGGGGCCCUCAGCAUGACCUGGAACCCCCCUGUGAUAGGAGCAGAGAGGGUUGACGUGGAGCUGUGGGGCUACCGAGAGGUAGAUACCAAUACAGAGACGGGGGGGAACAGCUCAGCGUCGCUCAGGGCAGAGUGGACGUUCCUGUACUCCCUGGGGAGAGACCUCCCUAACAGUGGGAGCUUCAGUUUUGACCCCAGGCCCUCAGGGGUACCACACUCUGACUGGAGGCUGGGGAGUGUCCGUGUAGGCGCCAGCACGCACUCAGCUGGGGCCCGAAACGUGCGGGCGGUGUGGAGCGGGGCCCACGCCCUGGCCUGGCACCUGGAGCCGGCCUUCAGGCAGGACUCUGCAGCCUGGGCUUGGGCCAGGUGCCUGGAGUGGGACGCCCAGGAGAGCAGCCUGCCUCGCUUCCUGGAGGAGGUCCCUGACUGCCCCUGCACGCUGGCCCAGGCUCGCGCCGACACCGGCAGGUUUCAUACAGACUACGGCUGUGACAUGGAAAAGGGGAGCGUGUGCACCUACCACCCUGGGAGUGUUCACUGUGUGAGAGCCAUACAGGCCAGUCCCAGAUAUGGCUCAGGACAACAGUGUUGCUAUGACAGCACGGGGGCCCAGGUCCUGACAGGGGACUCGAUUGGAGGUAGCACCCCAGAUCGGGCUCACGACUGGGGCUCGCCUCCGUACAGAGACCCUCCCCGGGUCCCAGGGCUCUCCCACUGGCUCCACGACGUGCUCAGCUUCUACUACUGCUGUCUGUGGUCCGACCACUGCCAGGUCUACUUCAGCCAUCGGCCGUCCGCUGGUUGCCGUGCCUACCAACCCCCCAGGGCUGGCUCUGUCCUGGGAGACCCUCACUUCAUCACCUUUGACGGUCUGGCCUACUCCUUCAACGGCCGAGGGGAGUACCAGCUGCUCCUGUCCCCUCGGGCGGGGCUGAGCGUCCAGGGCAGGACGGAGCAGGUCCGCCUCCAGAACGGUACUCUAGCUCGGGCUACAAGGUUGUCCUCUGUGGCGAUGAAGGAGAACACCUCUGAUGUCAUAGAGGUGCGCCUGGCGCUGAGGCAGGACCAGCUGCAAGUGCUGAGGAACCAGAAGGUUCUGUCCUUCUCCGAGCAGAGCUGGAUGGACCUGAGAGGGGUGUUCCUGUUCUCUCCGACCCCCCACAACGUGACCGUGACGUUCUCCUCUGGCGCGGCCGUGGAGGUGGCCGGCCGAGCGGGAACCAUGGCGAUCACCGUGCUCCUCCCGCCCGUGUUCACCAACCACACCCAGGGCCUGCUGGGCCAGAUGAACUCUGACCCCGAGGAUGACCUUCUCACCAGCCUGGGCGAGGUCAUCCACCCUACCGACAGCAGCGCCGAGGACCUCUUUGCAUUCGGAGCGAGCUGGAACAUCUCGGAGGAGACUUCUUUGUUCACCUACGACACCCAGCACCUCCUGGAGAGGUACUUCCGUCCUCCGAAGCACCACCCGGACUUCCUGCCUGCCUUCUCCGCCCCCGAGCCCCCAGCGGACCCUCUGGUGGCGGCCAUGUUAGACCUGUGCUCUGGGGACGGCACCCAGUUCUGCAAGUACGACACCCUGACCCUGCGGAGCCUGGCGGCCGGCAACGCCACCCUGCGCUCCUACCAGGAGCUCCAGGCCCUGCGCCGAGACCUGCAGCCUGUCGUGUCCUGCGGCUGGCUGGCCGCACCCAGGCACGGUCGGAAGGAAGGAACACUCUACCUGCAGGGGGCGACGCUGAGGUUCUCCUGCCAAGACGGUUACCUGUUCUACGGUUCCUCAGAACGCACCUGCCUGCAGGACGGCACCUGGAGCGGAGAACCGGCCUAUUGCUUAACGAACCAUGUCCUAGGAGUUGUACUGGGAACAGCAGGCUGCCUCUCUGCACUCAUAACCAUGGGAGUGAUGAUCAAACUACACACCAGCAAACCGCUACGGAAAACUGGACCAACAGGAAGGAGUGGUCGAAUUGGAACAGACCUGAUUACCGUAGCAACACCAAACCCUGACCAUGCUCGGUCAUCAUUAGCCCAGCAGGCUCUCCGGUUGAAUCUAUUGCCCCGAUUUCCUGUCACAUGAUUCGAAAUAGGAUCCCUUCUAUGUACUAUCUCUCUUUCGUCUGUGAAGUGAAGACCUGCCUUGAAGUUCCCAGACUUUUAACGCAGACCCAGACCGACACCUCCCCACAACGAAUCCACGCAUCCGUCCGCGAGGGCACUUUCGAAUCCAUUCACCUGCGACCGAACACUCUGCUUGCACGAAACACGUCCGUACUCCAAGUCCCGCGCACCAGAUCUGGCGAUGGAUUCCCCAUUGACUAUCUCCUCUGCGCUUUUCCUGGCUGGGGUUCUAUCUACGACAGCCUUUAAACACUUCGAGACUGGUAAGUUUGAUAACUUUUUUCUUUUGUUGUUUCUUCUUGUCCUUGGGGAGUCAUAUAGGCUGCUACUGCGAUUUAAUCGGAGACUAAGAAGUGUGAGGCGGGACAAUGCAUUGUUUGAUUUGAGCAUAUUAGUUUAUUAAAUCAUUUUUUAGACACGUGACUGAAAUAUGAUGUACAUCUCGCAAUACAAUGCAGUCUGUUUUAGGCCAGUUCACAUCAAGACAAAACAUGUCUUUUUUUUAGGCUAUAGCUGUCACGAACUGUCACGAUUUGGAUGUUUUGCUCUGAAGUCUAGACGCGCUCUACAUCUGCCCUUGACAUUUAAGUCUAGAUCUGCUACUUAAUAGCCUACAAGACGAGUAACUACGGCUAGUUCGUUUGUUUUACUGCACAUUGCAGUAAUAAUUGUUUAUAAACUGUCCUGUUGUUUAUCAUUAUGUCCACCCCGUAGCAUAUCC
Molecule: messenger RNA, 3385 nt
Organism: Hypomesus transpacificus
Lineage: Eukaryota; Metazoa; Chordata; Actinopteri; Osmeriformes; Osmeridae
Gene: susd2
Product: sushi domain containing 2
Exons: 15
Coding region: 35-2623 (862 amino acids)
Source: RefSeq, a predicted model, not a curated record